Molecule: messenger RNA, 3214 nt
Organism: Lutzomyia longipalpis
Lineage: Eukaryota; Metazoa; Arthropoda; Insecta; Diptera; Psychodidae
Gene: Tudor-SN
Product: staphylococcal nuclease domain-containing protein 1
Exons: 7
Coding region: 98-2842 (914 amino acids)
Biological process (GO): mRNA catabolic process; regulatory ncRNA-mediated gene silencing
Cellular component (GO): cytosol; RISC complex; nucleus
Molecular function (GO): nuclease activity; RNA binding
Source: RefSeq, a predicted model, not a curated record
UUCAAUUUGUAGCUACCUUCAUUCCAUUCCAACACGUUUCACGUCAUUGUCAAAGUUGUUCUCGCUGUUGAACAAUAUUUUAGAAAAUCUGUGAAAAAUGAGUGCAAACCCGCCGCAAUUAAAAUGGGGAAUUGUAAAACAAGUCCUCUCUGGUGACUCGGUGAUCAUUCGUGGUCAGCCGCAGGGGGGACCGCCACCGGAGAAGCAGAUCAACUUCUCGAAUGUGCUGGCACCGAAGUUGGCUCGCCGUCCUGGUGGUGGUGCGAUUAAUAGUAGCGGUGAGGAUAAUCGCGAUGAGCCCUGGGCAUGGGAAGCUCGAGAGUUCCUGCGGAAGAAACUCAUCGGGGAAGAAGUCUAUUUCACCUGCGAAAGACCCCAAAAGUCUACCCGUGACUACGGUGUGGUGUACCUUGGCAAGGAUCCCGCCACGGCUCAAAACAUCACGGAACUCAUUGUGGCUGAGGGCUUGGUGACCGUUCGCCGCGAGAGUAGCCACAAUUCGGCGGAAAUUGCAAAGCUGGUUGAGCUGGAAGAUGCCGCAAAGGCAGCUGGCAAGGGGAAAUGGAGCAAUGCCCAACCAUCUGAGCAUGUUCGCAACAUCAAGUGGACACAAGACAACCCGCGGAAUUUCGUUGAACACUACCACGGGAAACCCAUCAAGGCCAUCAUUGAGCAUGUCCGUGAUGGUUCAACAAUUCGGGCCUUCCUCCUACCUGAAUUCAAUUACAUUACACUCAUUAUUUCGGGUAUACGUUGUCCAGGAUUUAAGCUCGAUAGCGAAGGUAAACCCGAUCCGAGUGUCACGGUGCCCUAUGCCGAGGAAGCGAGAUAUUUUGUUGAGUCGCGAUUGUUGCAGCGUGACGUUGAGAUUAUCCUUGAAUCCGUCAAUAAUGCCAAUUUUGUGGGGUCCAUCCUCUUCCCAAAGGGUAAUAUUGCCGAAGCUCUCCUGCGUGAAGGGUUCGCCAAGUGUGUGGACUGGAGUAUGGCUUUCAUGAAGUCCGGUGCUGAGAAACUCCGUGCUGCGGAGAAGCAAGCAAAGGAGAAACGUCUUCGCCUUUGGAAGGAUUAUCAGUCCAAUGUGCAAAAUUUCAGUGGGAAAGAAAAGGACUUUUACGGGACAGUUGUUGAAGUAUUCAAUGGUGAUGCCUUGAGUGUUCGCAGUACCUCCGGGGCUGUCAAGAAGGUCUUCCUGGCCAGCAUUCGUCCACCGCGUGAGGCUGCCCGACCAGUUGGUGAAGACGGAAAAGUUGCACCACGCUCAAAGAACCGUCCACUGUACGAGAUCCCCUGGAUGUUUGAGGCGCGUGAAAAUCUCAGGAAACUCAUUGGGAAGAAGGUUCACUGUGUCCUGGACUACAUUUCACCUGCUCGAGAUAAUUUCCCGGAAAAAUAUUGUUAUACUGUCACUCUGGGGAAAACUAAUAUUGCUGAAGCAUUGGUAGCUGAGGGACUUGCAACAGUUGUAAGAUAUCGUCAAGAUGAUGAUCAGCGAUCAUCGCAAUACGAUGGACUUCUGUCAGCUGAAGCUCAAGCCAGUAAAGCAGGCAAAGGUGUCCAUGGGAAGAAGGAAAAACCUGCGCACCGUAUUACGGAUUUGACUGUUGAACAUUCCCGCAUUAAGCACCAAUACUUGCCAUCGUGGCUGCGUGCCCUCAAGACGGAUGGCAUUGUGGAGUUUGUUGCAAGUGGUUCCCGCUUCCGUAUUCUCGUGCCCAAGGACAGCUGCUUGGUGACAUUCCUCCUAGCUGGAAUUUCAUGUCCACGCUCAGCACGUCCCGCCGCGAAUGGUGUUCCCGCACAAGAGGGUGAACCCUUUGGGGAUGAGGCGCUCAACUUUACCCGCGAACGUAUCCUCCAGCGUGAUGUUUCCGUGCACAUUGAGUCAACGGAUAAGGCGGGAACGAGUGUUAUUGGAUGGCUAUGGACGGAUAAUAAUGUGAAUUUGUCCGUGGCACUGGUUGAGGAGGGUCUGGCCACGGUGCACUUUACUGCGGAGAAAUCCGAAUACUAUCGCGCACUGAAGAAUGCCGAAGAUCAAGCGAAGGCAAAGAAGAAGAAUAUCUGGAAGAACUACACGGCGGAGGUGGAGAAUGAAAAGGAGCGCGAUGGUGAGACGGAGGAGAAGGAUGAAGAUAAGAGUGUUGAUCGAAAGGUUAAUCAUGAGAAGGUGGUGAUAACCGAAGUGACGCCCGAGUUGCAUUUCUUUGCGCAACAUGCGGAACAGGGGACAAAAUUGGAAGCUCUUAUGGCGAAAUUGCGUCAGGACUUUAAUAUUUCACCACCAAUUACGGGGUCGUACACACCCAAACGAGGAGAUCUCUGUGCGGCCAAAUUCACGGAGGACAAUGAUUGGUAUCGCGCCAAAGUGGAGCGUAUCAUGAAGUCCAAUGUUUCUGUCACCUACAUCGACUAUGGAAAUAAAGAAGUUCUUCCAACAUCCCGCCUUGCGAUGCUUCCACCUGCCUUUACAAUGGAUAAACCGUAUGCAACUGAAUUUGGCUUGGCACUGUGUCAGCUACCGCCAGAUGAUGAGGAUAAGCAGGAGGCGUACAAGACAUUCGUCGAGGAUGUGCGUAAUCGCCAAUUACUCCUCAAUGUGGAGUACAAGGUGAAUAAUGUUGCCUAUGCAACACUCCAGGAUCCCAAUACGAAGGCUGAUAUUGGGAAGGCCCUCAUAAAUGAUGGUUAUAUCCUCUGUGAGAAGCGCCGAGAAGGGAAAUUGGCAAAACUCGUGGAGGAGUAUAAGGAAGCCGAAGUAGCUGCCAAGAAGGCUCACAACGGCAUUUGGGAGUAUGGAGACAUCACUGAGGAUGAUGCUAAGGAAUUCGGUGUUGGACGCUAAAUUUUCUGUUUUUUUUAUUGAUUCAUUCAUGCUUAAAAAUAAGAAAUUGAUCAAAAUUAUCUGCUACACUUCUGCCUCGUUUUUCUUUUAGUAUCAAAACUUUCGUCAAAUUUAUGCUAAAAUUUCCAUAAAGUCUCCAUAAUAAUUGAAAACAAACAACAAAAAUUCUUGAGUGUUCCAAUUUUUAUUGUUCCCAGACAUGAUAAAUAAAAAAUGUUUUUAUUUAAAGGAAAAGAAAUGAAAUAAAAUCCAGAAAUUCAUUAAAAAAAAAUUAUUAUUAGGUAUGAAAAUUUAAAAGUUCUCUCAUCAGACAAAAUAAUAUUUUAUACAAACAACAAUAUCGAUAAUAAAAAUUUUAGAAUUGCAAAGAAA